Molecule: messenger RNA, 2414 nt
Organism: Manihot esculenta (cassava)
Lineage: Eukaryota; Viridiplantae; Streptophyta; Magnoliopsida; Malpighiales; Euphorbiaceae
Product: ferric reduction oxidase 6
Exons: 9
Coding region: 36-2258 (740 amino acids)
Cellular component (GO): plasma membrane
Molecular function (GO): oxidoreductase activity
Source: RefSeq, a predicted model, not a curated record
CUACUUCACAAUGGACUGAACAGCAAAUUGGUUUUAUGUCCAUGGAUCAAUACCCAGUUCAGGAACCUCUUCUUUCAAGCCAAGGUGUCAAGAAGAGGCCUCUCUUUGUAUCGUCAGUGAAAUGGGUUCUCGAGAUUCUUAUGUGGGUGAUUUUCAUUGCAUGGGUUGUGUUUAUCUUUCUGUAUCCAACACAAUUUGGUAAUGAAUUGUUUGAGAAAUUUGUUGGAGCCAGCAGUGGAACUCUUUUUGGCCUUUCAGGAAGCAUAUUCUUAUUACUGAGUGGACCUAUUCUUCUUAUUGCAUUUCUUGCUAUUGCACAUCUGAUCAUCUCUGGAGAAGAUGAGUUUCACCAUAAGAAGAAUUCAAAGUAUCCAAGUGUCCGCCUGUGGACAUUUCCUGUUCUUGUGGAUGGACCAUUUGGGGUUGUUUCUGCUGCUGAGUUUAUUGGGAUUCUCCUGUUUGUUGUGUACAUCAUCUGGGCUGUCUAUGUCUAUACUCUGCGGAAUCUCAGCCUUAUCUCCCAGUUGCAUUUAACUUCUAAAGAUGAAGGCAUCUGGCUAUUAGAAUUGACAGGACUUCGACUUGGUAUGAUUGGAUUAUUUUGCAUGGUAUUUCUAUUCCUUCCGGUCGCAAGAGGAUCAGCCCUUCUCCGACUUAUUGAUAUCCCUUUUGAGCAUGCUACAAGAUACCAUGUGUGGUUGGGACACUUGACAAUGCUGCUUUUUACACUCCAUGGUCUAUUCUACGUAAUUGGAUGGGGAAUGCAGGGCAAUCUCCGUUAUGAAAUAAUAGAAUGGAGAGAUGUUGGCAUUUCCAAUCUUGCCGGUGUUAUCAGCCUUUUAGCUGGACUUUUUAUGUGGGUGACAUCACUUCCUGGUGUGAGAAAGUGGAAUUUCGAAUUGUUUUUUUACACCCAUCAACUAUAUGUGGUGUUUGUCCUCUUCUUUGCAUUCCAUGUUGGUGAUUUUAUUUUCAGCAUGGCUGCUGGUGCAAUAUUUCUUUUCAUGCUUGAUCGGUUUUUAAGAUUUUGCCAAUCACGAAGGACUGUUGAUGUAGUUUCAGCCAAAUGCCUUCCAUGUGGAACUGUGGAACUGGUCUUCUCAAAACCAGGAAAUUUGCGAUAUAAUGCCCUUAGUUUCGUUUUUCUUCAAAUCCGGGAGUUAUCAUGGCUUCAAUGGCAUCCUUUCAGCGUUUCAUCUAGUCCUUUGGACGGUAAAUAUCAUCUAUCCAUUCUCAUAAAGGUCCUUGGGAGAUGGACAGAUAAGCUUAGAGGAGUUAUCAUGAAAGCAUCUGAGGUAGAAACAGCAAAAUCACCGGACCAACCUUUCCAACCACAUACCAAGAUUACGGCUUCUGUUGAGGGGCCGUAUGGGCAUGAAGUACCAUAUCACUUGAUGUAUGAGAACCUCAUUCUAGUAGCUGGUGGAAUAGGAAUUUCACCUUUCUUGGCGAUCUUGAGUGAUAUUCUCCACCGAGUUAAUGAAGGCAGACCCUGCUUACCCAAAAAUGUCUUAAUUGUUUGGGCUGUGAAAAAGUCAAAUGAGAUUCCUCUUCUGUCAACUGUCGACAUGGAGUCAAUUUGUCCAUAUUUCUCUGACAAACUAAAUCUGGAAACCUGUAUUUAUGUUACCCGAGAAACAGAUCCCCUAUUAGAAGAGGGGAUCGUGCACAAGGCUACAAAUUCUUCUAUCUGCACUGCCUCAAAGGGAUGUGGCAUGUCAGUUUUGGUAGGGACAGGUGAUAACAUAUGGUCUGGACUUUACAUUAUUUCAUCUACAGUGGGCUUUAUUAUUUUACUGUGUCUGUUGGAUGUGUUCUAUAUUAACCGAUAUGGCGUACAAUCAUGGUGGUACAAAGGACUUCUUUUUAUAGUAUGCAUGUUUGCAAGUAUUUUUAUCUUUGGAGGUUGUGUGGUUGGAUUGUGGCAUCUGUGGGAGAGGAAAACUUCAGCCAGGGAUGAAUACCGGGAAGAUGGGAGGAAGGCUGAGAAGGUUCCAAAUAAUGAAGAUAUGGAAGAUAAGAACUUUUUUGAGAAAAACCAUUCAAGCUCUACUGUGAUACAGUAUGGUUCAAGACCAGACUUCAAAGAAAUUUUUGGAUCUGUAUCGAAGCGCUGGGGCUUUGUCGAUGUGGGGGUGAUAAUAUGUGGUCCUCCAACUCUUCAGUCAAGUGUUGCUAGAGAAAUCAGGUCUCAGAACUUGAGGAGAGAAUCCCAUGAUCCUGUCUUCCAUUUCCAUAGCCAUAGCUUUGAUCUGUAGCUAAAUGCUGCAGCAUUAUCUUAUAGUAUGUACAUCUGUAAUAUAUGAGACAGAAAGCUCUGUAUAUAGUAUGUAGACUGUAAUGCAUGUAAUCAGCACUUUGCCCGCUUAUAUUUAUUAGUCAAAAUUAUAAAAUACAAAUCUUAUUUAAGUACA